Malurus melanocephalus (red-backed fairy wren) is the source of this 3763-nucleotide messenger RNA. RefSeq names its product leukotriene C4 synthase-like. Gene Ontology annotation, biological process: leukotriene biosynthetic process. Gene Ontology annotation, cellular component: nuclear envelope; membrane; endoplasmic reticulum. Gene Ontology annotation, molecular function: glutathione peroxidase activity; leukotriene-C4 synthase activity; glutathione transferase activity. Lineage: Eukaryota; Metazoa; Chordata; Aves; Passeriformes; Maluridae. The transcript is spliced from 5 exons. The record is from RefSeq and is a predicted model, not a curated record. The coding region runs from base 2704 to 3162 and encodes 152 amino acids.
AUUAUGGUAAGUUUUAUGCUUGUAAAUGGAGAACAGUUGAAUUUGAUGCUAACCUUUAUGAAUUUUUGUCAUUGAAAUUAUGUAUAAAGAGUCCAUUAAUCCCCUUAUUCUUUUACUACAGUUACUGGUGCACACCAAAAAGAAAUCCUUCACUUCUGUUUUAUCAUUAUAAAAUAAAUAUUUUGCUAGUGUAUUAAACAUACAUGGUGUGACUUUAUAUAUUUGCAUGAGCUGAGCAUAGUUCAGCAUUGUCAUUCCCAGAGAGAUGAUCCUUCCCUUCAUCCCAACACACAAUUUUUGCUCAGCCUGUUACUAAGGCUCAAAUUCUGCUGCUGCCUCUUAACAAUUCUUACGGUUUCAGAAAGUCCAUUUAAACAGGCCAUAACUGGAUAAAGGGGCCUUAGAAAACUUUACUUUGAAAAUAAGGCUUUGUGAGAAUGCUUCCCCCUGCUCCCACUGCUUCCAGGGUUUUUUUUUAUAGUUUUUUUGGAAUGCAGUUGUAGGCCUUAAACUGGAAAUUCAGCUGCAGAGGUGGUUGUUAGUAGUGAAAAAGAUGUUAAUAACUACCAAGACCUCACAUGUGCAAAGUGUAGAGUUCCAAAAAUGUGCCAAUUCCCUCCGAAUAGCAGGAUUUACUGUUCAAACUUUAGAGGGUCAAGUGCUCAAGACUUAUCUGAUGUAGGCACAUGGCACACACAGAAAUCCAGCUGAAACAUGGGACACGUGCUGCAAGCAGGAGUUGAUGUUUCUGAACAAGGAGCAGAGUGCUGGCAGCAACGAGAGGAAAUUUUGGCUUAAGGCUGGUAAAGUCCCAAAACCACUGCCCAGCUCGAGACAUUGAUGGAUCAUUCUCCAAGCCUUGGAGUUGGUAUUGUUAACGUAGUUUGUGUUUGCAGCCCCAGCUCAGCCUCCAGGUUUCCUCACAGUGUCCUGACUUACCAGAGUAUAUUUUUAGUGUAUUCCUACUCCCCAAGUUUUGUGUUCUGUUUGGGAGAGGAGGAGACCUGUAACUUCAGAAGCUUGUAAAGAACCCAAUGUAAUAAUAAGUAGCAGUGCUACUGAACCAGCUGCUUUUAGUCCAUGGGGAACUGUAAGUUAUAUUAAUUUUUGCUUUAUUUUCACAUUAAAAAUGCUGCAUUUUUAUUAUUGAGUGAAACAGAAAUUUCCUAAGCCAUCUCCCACUGAAAUGACACGUGUGGUUUUCCAAAGAUUUUAAGGAGUCAGUGGCAGCUUGUGACAAACCUUUGUUCAGAAACUAAUUUGAUUUAUUUUUCCCUUGAUGCCAGUGUUUUUUUCUGAAAGUAAUGGAAAUGUGUAGUGGAAGUGUUUUCUCAAGCCUGAAUUGUUUGUUGAAAUAUGGUGUAAGCAGACCCCUGGUGACAUUUCCCCUCUGAUUUUUAUACUGGACACCCCAAAUGAAAUCUUUGGUCACCAAUAGGUUCRGUUAAGGUAAAUGUUUAGGUUUUAGUUGUAUUUUAGUCUGAGUCUGCUGUAACUUAGAGAGUCUGAAACUCACUUCAUUUAAGUGAUUUUUAGAGAAAGGGAGUGAUUUUGCUCUUCUACAUAUGUGGUUAUUUAUAAAAGUGUAACAUUGGAUAUUUGAUUGAUUAACUGAAGUUUUCAACUUGAUGAGCUGUCAUGAUGGGGUUUUGAAGUGAAGAGCCAAACCAGAAAAAAAACUUGCUGUAUACCCACUUGAGAGAAACUGUAGRUCUGGUACAUGCACAAAUUCGGUAGUGAGGGUUUGUGUCUGUGAYUGAGCAGAGAGAAAUGCAAUGGCUCAGCCACCAAAAUGAGGGGAAAGCCUUUCUCCUCUUUGAUUUUAAAAAUUUURAAGUCAGAUUAGUCAUCCAUAUAAAGUUGCUCAAAAACCUAAGGUAGCUCUUUGAACUGAUGCCUGUUUUACUUUUGUGGAGAGGGGAGAAAAAUUACUCAGGGCUAAAAUAUUGCUGGUUUUCAAAUCUUACAUUUUACAAUUAUAAUCCUGAUGUCUGAAACAUUUAUGAGGGUUUGUAUGUUUCUACAUCCUCUGCUGCCUUCAGAACUGAAAACCUUUAUUUUGUAAGUUAGCCAGGAAAAGGUUUGUACUGUUUAAAAACAUCUGAAAACUACUAAGAGUGAGUGAGUGCUAGAAAAGUACUCCUCUUCAGUAAACUUGGAGCAGUAGUGGGAUGAAGUAUCUGAAUGUUCUUUUAAAAUCACAAAAUUAAGUUAUUCCAGCUGGAGUGCAUCARAUCUUUCAUGUGGUCAACUCUGCUAGUUGAAAUAAGAGCAGAAGGUCAAGUCAUUAAUUUGUAAAUGCUUGCUAAUAAUUUUAACAACCUUGCACAUAAUUGAGAUACUUCAGAGCUCAUUAAAACUGGCAACAAAAGGGCUGGAAAGAAUUUCAUCAUCUUUCCAUUGAUGGCAGCAUAUAAUUGAAUCAUAGUAUAAAAUCUGUAAAUGUAAUUAGAAGAAUUUCACAGUUUGCUCAUGCAAAAUUCUUCCCUAUUCCAUUGUUCAGCAAAGGCACUCAGAAUAGACAUUUUCUAGUGGGCGGCUGCUUUGGAAAACCACGCUCUGUGCAGAAGGUUAAGGUGAGUUAAGGUGUGGUGGAGGAAACGCCUGUGCUCAGAGGCAGCUGCAGAAGUGGGUGGUGGGAGAGAGGGUUGGGACGAGCCAUAGCCAUCACAUCAGGCUGGGAUUUGCUCCACAGUCAGCAGCAUGAGAGAUCACAUAGACCUGCUGGCCACYGUCACAGUUCUGGGAGUCCUGGAGCAAGCCUAUUUUGCAAUGCAGGUGAUCUACGCCCGUCGGAAGUACAAGAUUGCCCCUCCUGAAACAAGAGGUCAUCCUGAAUUUGAGCGGACCUUCAGAGCUCAGGCAAACUGUUCCGAGUACUUCCCCAUCUUCAUUUCCCUCCUCUGGGUUGCUGGAAUCUUCUUCCAUCAAGGUGUGACUGCGGCGUGUGGGCUGUUGUACCUCUACAGCCGCCUCAAGUACUUCCAGGGAUACACCGAGGCUGCACAGGGACGGUUGGGGCCACUGUAUGCCAGUGCCUGGCUGCUCUGGCUGCUGUUGGGGCUGGCACUGUCUGGGCUCCUGGCACACUUCCUGGAGCUCAGCUCCUCCUCAUGGAUGGCAGCACUGGCGCGGACACUCCAGCUACAUGGUGCCUGGUGAGAGGAGCCACGGCCAUCCCGAAAUCCACUGUUUGCYCCUGGCACAGGAGAGGCAGUCACGUGGCACCAUCAGAGAGAGAAUAUUUCCCUUGUUCCAUUUGCCUCUGAAGGGAGGUGGAUGCUGGCACUCCUCUGCUCUUCAAAGAUAAUUUCCCUUCUAGAAAGCAAAUGCUYUCCAGCCCCAGCCCCUGCUGAGGAGCUUCACUGCUGGGCUUUGUAGCACUGUCUGCUCUAAAAUGCCUCUGGCUCUGCCUCCUGGAGCACAGACUGACCCAUAUGCUCUCAUCUCUCCUCCUUAUUGCUGUAUUGAUCUGUGUUGAAGAAUCACACCAUGGAUAUAUGAAAAUAAAUUMUUCUUCUCAGUAGAAAUCACCUGUGAUUGUCAAAGGUGCUCAGAGACUGGUGUGAGAACAUCUGAGCUGGGCAMUGGGCCUCAUAGGAAAGCUGUUGUGAUUUACUGGAAAGAGUGGGUAAACUUGCCUAAAACUGUAUCCAAAUAUUGGGAGAAAAGCCUGACCCUAAUCCAGGUGAAGUCUGUGUUUGGGAUUGAUGGAAUGACUUUCACCUGGCCCCAGUUUCACUUAUCACCCAUCCUGCAGUUC